Molecule: messenger RNA, 663 nt
Organism: Dendronephthya gigantea
Lineage: Eukaryota; Metazoa; Cnidaria; Anthozoa; Malacalcyonacea; Nephtheidae
Product: type II inositol 3,4-bisphosphate 4-phosphatase-like
Exons: 8
Coding region: 49-663 (204 amino acids)
Cellular component (GO): cytoplasm
Molecular function (GO): phosphatidylinositol-3,4-bisphosphate 4-phosphatase activity
Source: RefSeq, a predicted model, not a curated record
GAUGUUUACUAUUUUGUUGACGCUCUUAUUAAGAAAUUAAAUUUGGGAAUGAUUUUCGUUCUACUUCAGGAAGAAUCGCGUCAUGCCCAGACUAUGCAAGACCUCCGUCAACGUCGCGAUAUUUGUCUUUCACAGGCAGUAACGGCACUCAUUUGUGGAUUUGAAGCUAAAAUUUACACAUCACUAUUUGACGCAAGUUUCAUGAAACAACUUUGUGAGAUUGGUGUUCUUGCUGAAUUUGAAUGUCUUCUGAGUACUUACGGUGAUGAAAUGGGAAUGUUAGAAGACAUGUCCAUUGCAAUACGCGAUCUUUCAUGUGUCAAAUUUAAGUUCGCUUGCUCUGAUAACGAAACGAUUCCCUACGUCACUGGAACAAGGGCUAAUAUUCAUGUUACCAUACUCCUCGAAACAGAAUAUUUCUGUUAUUUACCCAAAGAAUUGCAAGAAGGAAAAUUAAUACAAGUUUCUCCAGUUAUUUUCACUCAAGGGAUCAACGAACAUGCGACUUUAGCUGAAAGGUUUGGAGACACCUCACUUCAAGAAGCAAUCAACGAUGAACAUUUCAGUUACAUACAUUAUACUACGAAAAAUUCCGAGAACAUUUCCCUGAAGAUCUGGAAUAUGAGCAAAAUUGAACGAGCAAUGUUUACCCUAGCUUUGUGA